GGCUGCCCCUGCUUCUCCCUCUUUGUCCGGUAGCGGCAGAAAGGCCGUGAUAAUUAUGACAGAAAUUUGCGUUUUUGAAUGAAUUACAGUUGAAUGGUGGAUCAACAAGCACACACCGUAUGAGGACUGGUUUGCUGGCAAUGACACACCAGCGAGUUUCAUUUUAAAGGACAGCAGAGCAGAGCAAGCAUCGGAGAAAGGGUACAGUUUGCUUCCACGAUAGUCUGCCAGAUGGCUAGCAAUCUGCAGCUAACUCGCUAAUGUUAGCAUAGCAAACAGCAAGUUCACACAACCUAAUCGAUUUCUUUGUGCUAUACAUUAUGUGAUAUGUGUUAAAAUUAUUUGCACCUGCUCAUACAUGACUGUAGAGACACAUAUGGCAGAGUUUGGUUUAUGAUUUUUACGAGUUUUGAGUGAAAAUCUCAACGCUGCUGGUUAGCCACAUUGGGUAACGUGGCUAACUGGUUAGCAAACGUACCGUCCUGCAAGUUGCUAACCAAACAUCUGCAAGUGAUUAGAGGAGGACGGGGAGCUCUGUACCGUAUAUCUGCUGACUAACAGCUGGUAGUACGAAAACCAGCAUCAACCAACAGAAAGAAGCUGGGUUGCAUCUACACGAAAUUGUCAUAUUAGCUAAUGGCUUCCGAAUCGGGGAGACUACUGGCGGGACAAGGAAAACGAAAAGCUUCACAGAUGAAGAGCCCGGAGAAGAAGAAGGCCAGGAAAUCUUCCACUCAGGCGGCGGGGUUCUCCCACCUCACUGAGUUUGCGCCGCCUCCCACGCCCAUGGUGGACCAUCUGGUCGCCUCCAACCCAUUUGAUGAUGACUUUGGACCUCCGUCCAGACCUAGUGGGGCAGGCGGACCAGGUGGGACUCCGUUUCUCCCCAGUCCAGGUGCCGGUGGAGGAGGUGGGUAUGGAGGUGGAGGCAGGUUGGGUCCAGGCAUGAACUUCAUGGGAGGCCCGAGCGGACCGGGAAGUGGUCAGCCUGGACGCAGACCGCCCUUCGGCCCUCCGAGUAACGCUGGACCGCACCACCAGUUAGGCUUUGGAGGAAUGCCCGGCUUCGGAGGCGGAGGAGGUGGAGGCGGCGGUGGUGGUGGAGGAGGUGGGGGAGGUGGAUUUCCUCCUGGUGGCCCCUCUCAGUUCAAUAUGCAACCAAACUUCAGUCCCCCCAUGCAUCCGGGGCCAGGAUUUAACUCCAUGUUGUCUCCAGGAGGAAUGGGGGGUCCUGGAGGAGGUGGGCCGCCCCAUCCUCGUUUCGGCAUGCCCCCCCAGCAGCAGCACGGACAGGGCGGACACCCGUUCAACAGCCCACCGUUGCCCGGAGGUGGAGGUCCACGAGGGCCCUUGCCUCCCAUGGGCGGAGGCAUGGGUCCUGGGAUGAACAUGAUGGGUGGAAUGGGUGGUGGCCCUGGUGGCAACAUGGUAGGCGGAGGGUUGCCAGGUAUGCCUCCUCAAGGACAGUUUCCUCCCUCACAGGAAGGCCCCUACCCCGGCCCCAGUCCACCAGGGCCCGGCAGCGAGGAUGGGAAGAACUUUGGUGGAGGAGGGGGUCCGCCUGGUCCUCCGCCGCAACAGCAGCAGCAGCAGCAGCAGCAGCUUAACAUGAAUCCCAACGGCCCCCCGAAUAACAGCACUACACCCGGCCCGCCUUCUAACUCUGGGCCUUCACAACCAGGUGGAGGCUUUCCCAGCCACCCCGAUGUCCCACCGCAAAGUGCAAACACACCUGGCCAACCUCCGUCAGCUCCACCGCAACCCAACCCCAACUCUUCUCCUACCGGUCCGCUGAACGGAUCGGGUCAACCCCAGCACCCGCAGUCCGGUCAGCUGCAGCCCCCCAACAACACCAACACCCCGAACUCCAACAACUCCAAUCAGCAGCAGCAACAAUCAACUCCGCCGAACUCUGCAGGCUCUUCCUCUUACAACCAGCAGAACAACACUCCCGGUUCCGGUGGGCCGCUGUCCAACGCGGCCCCCAACUCAAAUCAGAACAACAUAGCUAACAACAAUGGAGGCAACACGCCUGGCAGCAACCCCAACCCCCCCUCAAACUCCACCUCGACCCCCAACACCCAGUCCCCCCUGCCUCCUGGACCCACAGCCCCGACAACCGGGCCCAGCUCAGGUCCCGGAAAACUCGGCGGACCCGGUAUGGUCUUCCCUUGCGGCAUGUGCUUGGCGGAAGUGCACGACGACCAGGACGCCAUCCUUUGCGAGGCCACGUGCCAGCGCUGGUUCCACCGUGACUGUACGGGCCUUACAGAACCGGCGUACGGGCUGCUGACCACGGAAAGCGCCGCCGUUUGGGCUUGUGACUUCUGCAUCAAGACCAAGGACAUUCAGGCCGUGUACGUUCGCCAGGGUUUAGGCCAGCUGGUGGCGGCUAACGAGAGCUGAGCAGCAUCGAUCGGACAAACGGACUCUGAUCUAACUGAAUGACCCGUGUGCCAUGUCAGCUGCGUCUCGGCCAGCCCUUUACUCGUUCACUACACAAAAGCGACACACUCAUCGACUCUGAUGCUUAAACGUAGCACUUUGAGUGACUCUAGGCAAAUAAAUUUUCCUUCCCCUCCCCGGCAAUUAGAGUAUGAAAUCAUGAUGAAUGUUACCCACAUUGAGAAAUCCGGCUGCCAAUCAGCAAAGCACUGACACCAACACACUACCUCAAACCGCUUGACUGACUGGCACAGAAACUCCCGCACUGACUGACUGACUGACUGAACCGUUUGCGUGCACGGCGGUAUUUCCAGCUCACACACUCAGAAAAUUAAAUCAGGCGGUGGGACAUGAUGUUUAAAUACUCGCUUUGUACUGGUAUGAGUUCAGCAGAUUACUGAUUUUAAUUAGAAGACGCCUGGAAUGCGGUUCAACUAUUUGGUUAAGUGUGGAAAAAAGAAAAUGAGUAGGGAAUGUUUUUCUAUUUCUUUCCUUCUAUUCAUCAUUUUAUCCUUCCAGUACUUUCUUGUUUCUACCUUCUCCUAUCA
Molecule: messenger RNA, 2993 nt
Organism: Poecilia latipinna (sailfin molly)
Lineage: Eukaryota; Metazoa; Chordata; Actinopteri; Cyprinodontiformes; Poeciliidae
Product: pygopus homolog 2-like
Exons: 4
Coding region: 637-2406 (589 amino acids)
Source: RefSeq, a predicted model, not a curated record